AUGGCCCCCGUUGCUGCCCGUGGUCGCAAGGCCCAGAAGGUCACCAAGAAGUAUGUCAUCAACGCUUCUCAGCCCGUGAGCGACAAGAUCUUCGACCUCUCUGCUUUCGAGAAGUUCCUCCACGACCGCAUCAAGGUCGAGGGCCGUGUCGGCAACCUCGGUGACAAGGUCGUCAUCUCCCAGGUUGGUGACGGCAAGGUCGAGGUUGUUGCUCACAUCCCCUUCUCUGGCCGCUACCUGAAGUACCUGUAUGUUCCUCUCACCUCCUUGAAAUAG
Aspergillus luchuensis is the source of this 276-nucleotide messenger RNA. RefSeq names its product 60S ribosomal protein eL22 (gene RPL22). NCBI's taxonomy places the organism in Eukaryota, Fungi, Ascomycota, Eurotiomycetes, Eurotiales, Aspergillaceae. The transcript has 3 exons. The coding region runs from base 1 to 276 and encodes 91 amino acids. Gene Ontology annotation, biological process: cytoplasmic translation. The record is from RefSeq and is a predicted model, not a curated record. Gene Ontology annotation, cellular component: ribosome. Gene Ontology annotation, molecular function: structural constituent of ribosome; RNA binding.